Leptonychotes weddellii (Weddell seal) is the source of this 2455-nucleotide messenger RNA. RefSeq names its product Josephin domain containing 1 (gene JOSD1). Gene Ontology annotation, molecular function: cysteine-type deubiquitinase activity. The record is from RefSeq and is a predicted model, not a curated record. NCBI's taxonomy places the organism in Eukaryota, Metazoa, Chordata, Mammalia, Carnivora, Phocidae. Gene Ontology annotation, biological process: protein deubiquitination.
GCCAGGGACCUAAUCAGUUUGGAUAUAAGUUGUCUCCAAACACCAUGGUGACCCCCCACAAGAAGAGCAUGCUAGGAAAUGGGAACUACGAUGUGAACGUCAUUAUGGCGGCACUUCAAACCAAAGGCUAUGAAGCUGUCUGGUGGGACAAGCGCAGGGAUGUCAGUGCCAUUGCUCUCACGAACGUCAUGGGCUUCAUCAUGAAUCUGCCCUCCAGCCUGUGCUGGGGUCCACUGAAGUUGCCUCUCAAAAGGCAGCACUGGAUCUGUGUUCGAGAGGUGGGAGGUGCCUACUACAACCUCGACUCCAAACUGAAGAUGCCCGAGUGGAUUGGAGGCGAGAGCGAGCUCAGGAAAUUUCUCAAACAUCACUUGCGAGGAAAGAACUGUGAACUCCUGCUGGUGGUGCCAGAAGAGGUGGAGGCCCGUCAGAGUUGGAGGGCUGACGUGUAAUGCAGUUCUACCCAACCUUCCCUCCCCUCGGCCCCCCAAGUCCUCUGUCAUGUGUUGUGGCCUAUCCAGCGGGUCUGCCCUUGCCACUCCCCCAAACAUCUCAUUGGGUUUCCCCUCCGAUUUGACAGUGCAAUAGGACAGAUGUGUGGACGGUUACAAGAACCACCACCCAGCGUUACUCAUUCCUGGGACAGGAAGGUAGGAGCUCUGUGUGCUUAGGGCGGAGCUGUGGAAGACCCUUGUUUUCUUUGAGAGAGGAGGAAGAAAGGUGGGUCCGAUCUUACUUUCCCCAUGCCUACGAGGACUUGACAGAGGCUCUGCUGGAGCACACUGCUGCUGUGACUCACCUGGAGAUGCUGCCUCCACUUCCCCUUUCCUGGCAACCAGUGGGUCUGAAGACAUGCACAGCCCAUGUGACUGGCUUGACGGACCCAGAGCAUAACGGCCUCUCAGGAAACCAUCUCCCAAACCCCAGCAGUGGUACAGCAUGCCAUCUCCAACCCUUAAUGCCACCCAUUACCCCCAUUUUGAGGGUGGUUUAUGGCCAUCCUUGGAGUUUUCUAAUGAAACAUUCUCUAGUAUUCCAUGCCGGGUGGUUGACUCCUGCAAUAUUCUAGUGUGCCAGGGUGAGCUAGAUACCUAAGAGGACAUGGCAGAAGGCAGACUGGGGCAGGCACAGAUAGCCUGUCGGCCUCACUCCAUCAUUGUCCCUGCCACUUCACUACAUUGAUUUCAGAGGCUCUGGGGCACAAGACAGGCCAGAGGGCAGUUUUUCCAGUUGACACACUCCGGCAAAAUCAGGAAACAAGUCUGCUUUCGAUAUCAAAUUCCACUAGUUUGAGAAACAGUUGAGUGAGGAAAAGUAUUGUGAAGAUAAGCUACUCAGAGAGUAAGAGCGGCUAGAAUUGGUAGAAGUCCUAGGCUCGGAGUCACUAUAGUGACAAGAAUCAGAACCCUCAAGUAGGGUGUUUACGUGCAUUAUGUUAUAGGACCUGGAUUUGUCAUCUUUAGUUUCCUUUACAAAUCAACGAGAAUUGAUCUACCCCCUACCUCUUUAAAUAGUUGUAGGCCACUUUUCUCCCGUAACUUUGGAAAACAAGAGAAGGAAGGGAAGUAUCCUACCACACUGUCACCAAAGUGGUUGUGGUUGCCUCAAGACAGGUGGAUAGACAGCCUGUCUACCCCUUACAGUUCGGUGGUCUUGGCGGGUCUGAGAGCUGCCCCACUGGCCAGACGUCUCUCCAGCAGCAAAGCCAGCCUGGGGCUUGCAUGUCAAGCCUGAGCAAGCUUAACAGGAUGAAGCUGAGGCUUUCUCCCCACUGUGACUGGAGUGCAUGUUUACACCAGCACUUUUUCUGCACAUGUAUCUUCAAUCCAACAAGGCCGUUUUUUAUGCUGAGUAACAGGCCACCAAGCGGCUACUGCAUCACACCCUCUCAGCAACUGGCUGCAGUCUCUUCUGCACCAUUUUCCACACCAGACCUGCUUGGCACCACAGGGAGCUCUUUACCCCUGCACAAUGACAUUCCAACCACCACCAGCCAGAAGUUACAGCCAACCUGAUUGUCACAAGCAGGACCUUGGGUCCAUGGGCACUGUCAGUGAUAGUAAGCCAUCUCCUGGGAGGACAGGGAACUCCUCUCCACCAGUCUGCUUGGGCCUGUGCAAAUGGCACUUCAGAGGAGUCCCUGUGCACUUGAGUCCAUGAGCCAAUGGGAUAUGCAAAGACGCUUAAACAUUUCAGGGCUGGUUUCUCUGUUCAUAUCCAAUUUUGGUGCUUAGGAACAGGGACCCAUGCUGAUGCCCAAGGGCAAAAAGCCCCACUUCCUUUAAGGAAGGGGGCAGGCCUGACCCUGAUGCCCAAUAAGGGGCAACCCUAGGCUUUUUGUUUUUCUUGCUUUUAUUCCUUUUUUUUGUUGUUGGCCUUGUGCUGGGUUUGUUUACAAAAGAUGUAUUUUGUUUAACCAAAUAUUAAAAAUGGAAAACUCCAUACAUAAAUCUCA